AUGAGAGUUCGAAGGUUACAAUCUUAUUUAACAGAAAAUAAUUUGUUAAAGAAAAGUUCUCUUGAGAACAUAAAAAACUUAACAUUAGGAAUAGAUGCCUUAUAUUUUUUAAGAAUAUGUAGUGAUUUAAAGGAUAUAUUAAGUGAUGUAUCAGGUUGUAUAUCUCCUUGUAUUUUCCAUAUGAUAGAUAAGCAGUGUGAAUAUUUUAAAAAAUGGGAUAUAAAGAUUAUAUUUAUUUUUGACGGCAUAACACCUAAAGGACAUAAAUUAUUUUCAGCACAUUAUCAUCAAUAUAUAGAUGAGGGAUGGUUAUAUUAUGUUAAUGAUGAAAAGAAGUUAUCACAAAAAUCUUUUAGCGAAGUAAAUAAUAUAUGUAAUUCUGAUAUAUCCUUUUUAUUAUUUCAUUAUUUAAAAUAUAAAGGAUAUGAAUGUAUAUAUGCUCCAUAUUUAGCUAUAUCUCAACUAGCUUAUUUUCUUGAAAUUAAUUUAGUAGAUAUAGUUUUUGGUCCUCCAACAUUAGGAUUACAUAAUGUUACUAAAAUAAUAUUAAAUAUUGUAUGGAAAAAAAAUUAUUUUGAAUGGAUAGACAUAAUAUAUUUAUUAAAAAUGUGGAAUAUAAAUAAAGAACAAUUUAUUGAUGCGUGUUUAUUAGCAGGUACAGAAUACUGUUUAACAUUUCCAUAUUUGAAUUUAUCUCAUUUUAAUAAUGGAUAUAAACAAUUUAAUUUCGGGACAUCUAUUGAAUUUAUUAAACAGUCUCCUUUAAUAUGUUACUUACAACAUUUCCCAAAUGAAGAAUUAAGAAAGAGUCAUAUGAAUGCUUACUGUUUGUGUAAAUCAAUGUUAAAGUAUCCUCUUGUUUUUUUAUGCACAGGUCAAGUAAAUUGUUUUUUUUUCCAUUCUAACAAAGAUCAGAAGUGUUUACAAAAAAAAUGUGAUGCGAGCAUUUUGAAUGACUAUACAGGACAUAAUGAAGAUGGUGAUCAUGUUGAUAAUGCUUCAAUAAAAAAAAAAAAAAAAAUUAAUAAAAAGGAUAUUAUUUCAACAGUUCAUGAACAAAAAAAUGAUGGUAGUGAUUGUAGUAUAUAUAAUAAAAGUAAUUAUGAUAAAAAUGAGGAAGAUAAAUUUUUUAAUAACAAAUAUAAUAGUACCAUAACAAAUAACAGCACACAUGAUUGUAUUAAGUUAUCAAAAGAUAGCUAUUUAAAAGGCGAUAAAAUAUUAGAUAAAAAGGAAGAAGAUACAGAUACAGAACAAAAUUAUCAUAAUUCAAAAUUUUCAUACGAUUCUUAUUGUGAAGAGGAUAAAAAGGAUAAUACAAUGCAACAUCAUGAACUAGCAAACGAAAAAUGUAAAUAUAAAAAUUCUAAAUUAAUAUAUGAACAUAAUAGUGAUAAUUGUAAAGAAAGGAACGAUAGGAAUGAGGACACUGUUAUGGACGAUUCUACUAAACAUAUUAAGGAUAUUUAUGCAAAAGAGAAUUAUAAAGAAAAUGAUAUAUAUAAAAAAAAGGAUCAUAAUAAUGAUAAACAGAAUAUUUCAAAAUUAGUACCUAAAGAUUAUAUAAAAGUAGUAGGAGCAAAAUUUCCUACAUGUGUUUAUUAUUUAAUGUCUAUAGGUUUAUUAAGUAAGAAGUUGUUAUGUGUACUAGCUAUGGGUGAAUGGAUUGAUUAUAGUCAUCCUAUUAUAGAUUCCUUUGAAUAUAGGGAUACAUUAAUUGAUUUGAGGGAAUAUCGAUGUAGAAUAUUAGGACUAGUAUCCAUAAAAUUGAAUCCUUUCUUUUAUAAAAGGAAAGUGAAGUUUUUUGAUUAUGGUUAUUAUAUAAAUAAUAUAAUGGAUAAAGAUAACAAGGCAACAUAUCUAAAUAUUGUUUUUAAUGACAAUUUCUUAUGGAAAAUAAAUAAGGAUAAUGUUAAUGAAGAAAUGAAUAGACAAAAUGUAAAGAAUGUAGAUUUACAGUUUGUGUUAAGAUGGCAUUUAUAUAGUGAGAGGAAAUCUAUAUCUUUGGUAGCUAAAAAGUGUGAAGGAUAUGAUGAAGAUAUGAAGGAAAGGAAAGCGAGUAAUAGUGAGGAAAAGGAUAUAUAUGAAUUGGAGAGUAGUAAUGAUAAUAAUAUAGGUGAUAAUAAUAAUAGUGAUGAUAAUAAUAGAGGUGAUAAUAAUAAUAAUAGUGAUGAUAAUAAUAGAGGUGAUAAUAAUAAUAAUAAUAGUGAUGAUAAUAAUAGAGGUGAUAAUAAUAAUAAUAGUGAUGAUUAUAAUGGAAGUGAUAGCAACAAUCGUGUUGAUGACAACCAUCGUGGUGAUGACAACCAUCGUGGUGAUGACAACAAUUGUGGUGAUGACACCAAUAGUAGUGAUAAGACCAAUCGUAGUGAUGAUAAUAAUACUGAGCCUUCUAAUAAUAGCCAUUAUUCUAGUAAUGAUGUUGAUAAUUAUGAAGAUGACGAUUAUAAUAAUUAUAGUGAUUAUUGUAAAAAGUCUAAUGAACGUACGAAGAGAAAGAAAAAAUAUAUGCAUUAUAAUAAAGAAAUGAUAUAUAAAUAUAAUUCCUAUUAUAAAAACAUUUUAAGAACAAAUAAUCAAAAUUUCCAUAGUUUUUUAUGUCUUGUAUAUUUUAUGUUUCUAGAAAAUCUAGACAUAUUCACGAAAAAUUGUGGUGUUACAUUAUUUGGACUUUUACUAUCAGAAGUAAAAAAUAAAAAUAUUGAUAGUAAUAUUCUUAUAAUUUUUGAAUUAUUUAAAUUUGGAUUCUUAACAACAGAAGCUUUAUUACCACCAGAUGGAAAAACAUAUCCUGAAAAUGCUUAUGCGUCCAUUCAAAAUAAUAAUAAAUUAGAUGACCAAGAUAAAAAGAGUGUUCUUUUAUUAUCACGUAUUUAUUCUUUAUAUAAUUCAAAUAUUGAUCGUAGUAGAACAUAUGAAGGUUUAAUCGAUUUUGAUUUAUGUGCUUUUUUUGCAGUUGUAAAAAUUAUUAAAAAAACAUUAAGACAAUUACUUCAGGCAUGUGUAACUAAUGUGUUAUUAACUAACAUGGAAUUAAUACAUAUAUUACCAGAAAAUUUAUAUAAUCCAUUUGAUAUAUAUAUGUGUGGAUUUUUUGUAACAAACCAUUUUAUGGGCGUUCUAAUAAAAUAUUUUCUAUUAUUUGACUUUGAUGAUAUAAAAAAUGAAAAGGCAACUCUCAAACUUACGUCUGAUAAAAAUAUGGAAUCAAAUAAAAUGAAUAAUGAUAUUGAGACAAUGAAUGAUCAUCUUUUAAAGGAUAAAUUAGAAAGGCAAAAAGAAACUGAACACUUAUCAAAAAAUAAUGAUUUCAAGGGUUAUGAUAUGACUACAAAUAAUCAUAUAAACAUAACACAACAAAAUAAAAAAAAUAAUGAUCAUAUAAAUAUGAAAGAAAUCAAUGAUAAAUUUUAUAGGAAUGAACAACAAGAAGAUAAACAUAUGAAGGUGGAUAAAAAUCAGAAAUAUGGUAUAAAUAAAGUAGAACACAAGGAAAAAAGGUCUUUAAUAGAACUAGAAAAUAAUGACAAAAAUAUAAUAUAUAAAGAAAAUUAUAAUGAAAAUGGAAACAAUUCUUAUGUUUACAGUGAUGAAUAUAAUUUAUCUGAUGAUUCAAACACUAAUAAUUGCGAAGCUGCUCAUAAAAAGCAUGAAAAUAAUUUAGAUCAUAAAAAAACGGAAGAAUAUAAAAUAGAUGAAGAAGAUUGUCAAACACCCAUAAAUGAUCAUUCACAAAAUAACUUCAACGUAUUUGAAAAGGCCAUAAGAAAAAAAUUCCCGAGUUUUGUGAAUCCUAUUAAUGAUUUGUGUAAUGCAAUAAAUACAUGGAGAGAUCACUUAUGUUUAAUAACUCAACUAGAACAACAUACGAAUGUAUAUGAUCUUGUUUCGGAUUUAAAAGCUGCAGAUAAUUUUUUAGAAAAAAAAAUACGCUAUAUAGGACUCGAUAAAUCACAAACAUAUAAUCGUAUAUGUUUAUCUAAUAAUAAAUAA
Molecule: messenger RNA, 3993 nt
Organism: Plasmodium reichenowi
Lineage: Eukaryota; Apicomplexa; Aconoidasida; Haemosporida; Plasmodiidae
Exons: 1
Coding region: 1-3993 (1330 amino acids)
Source: RefSeq, a predicted model, not a curated record